AUGGACGGUUCAGCCCACCUCAGUGGCCGAAAUAUAGACACCGGCCAUGAGUUGCUCAAUCUUCUCCAGUCGCCUUUCAGUGGACAGCUUCAAGCUGCCUCGCUAUACUCUGCUUUAGCCACCUCACUCCCCGUCACAAUUGGCAUCGCCAUCUUUUUCUCCAUCUUGCGACCAUACCACCAGGCAAUCUACGCCCCAAAGCUAAAACAUGCCGACGAAAAACACGUGCCGCCGCCUAUAGGAAAGGCCCCUUGGUCGUGGAUUACGACGUUAUGGCGAACCAACGAAGAUAUGCUUUUGCCUUUGAUCGGCAUGGACGCUACCGUCUUUCUGCGCUUCGUUCGCAUGUGCCGCAACAUGUUCCUUACCCUGUGUGUUACCGGUAUCGGCAUUCUUCUCCCUAUCAACGUGUCAAGAUUCAAGAAUUAUGAAGGCCCAAAGCAGACCAGCUGGGUCAUCAGCAUCACUCCUCUUACUGUAUAUGCGCCUGCAAUUUGGUCUCAGGUCGUUAUCGCUUGGUGCUUCAACUUCAUUGUCAUCGGCUUCCUCUGGUUCAACUAUAGGAAAGUUCACCAGCUGAGGCGCAGGUACUUCGAGAGCGAGGACUACCAAAAGAGUCUUCACUCCCGUACAUUGAUGGUCUUUGAUAUCCCCAAGAAGGGCUGCUCUGACGAAGGUAUUGCCAGGAUCAUCGAUCAAAUCGCUCCCAACUCAUCAUUUGCUCGAACCGCUGUUGCCCGAAACGUCAAAGAACUCCCAGCCCUUAUCGAGCAGCACGACCACGCCGUUCGUAAGCUUGAGAAAAUCCUGGCUAAGUACCUCAAGGAUCCCAACAACGUUCCGAUUGCUCGUCCCAUGUGCAAACCCUCUAAGAAGGAUCGAUCAUACGGGACCUAUCCCAGAGGACAAAAGGUGGAUGCCAUUGAAUACUACACUCAGCGAAUUCGUGAUCUCGAGGUUCAGAUCAAGCAAGUUCGUGCGACUGUUGAUAAGCGAGGUUCGAUGCCCUACGGUUUUGCCAGUUAUGCCGACAUUGCAGAGGCCCACGGUAUUGCGUACGCUUGUCGCAAGAAGAAGCCUGUUGGUGCCACGGUCAAGCUUGCGCCUCGUCCCAACGACAUCAUCUGGGAGAACAUGCCAUUAUAUAGCAGCACACGCGGACGACGACGAUGGGUCAACAACAUGUGGAUCACUCUCCUUACACUUUUCUGGAUUGUUCCUAACUUGGGUAUUGCCAUCUUCCUCGUCAACUUGGAAAACUUGGGCAAGGUCUGGCCUGCGUUCCAAACAGAACUCGCUGCUCAUCCCAAAGUUUGGGGUGCCAUCCAGGGUGUUCUCUCUCCAGCUAUCAUGUCUUUGACCUACCUCGUUCUUCCUAUGAUUUUCCGUCGGCUUUCCGUCAAGGCUGGUGAUCAGACCAAGACCGGACGAGAGAGGCACGUUUUGGCCAAGCUUUACUUCUUCUUCGUCUUCAACAACUUAUUUAUCUUCUCCAUCUUCAGUACAGUUUGGUCAUUCGUCUUCAGUGUUGUCCAAGAUGCAACUGGCGCCAAGAAAGAGGAUGCUUGGGAAUCGAUCAAGAAACAAAAGAUCGCUAGCGGUCUUUUUGAGACCCUUUGCAACAACAGUCUCUUCUGGGUCACUUAUUUACUCCAGCGGCAACUCGGUGCGGCUAUCGACCUCGCCCAGGCCUGGCCUCUCAUUCAAGCUUUCUUCCUCAAGAAGUUUUCCAGCCCGACGCCCAGAGAGCUCAUCGAGCUUACCGCCCCACCGCCUUUUGAGUACGCCAGUUACUAUAACUACUUCCUCUACUAUGCUACAGUCACCAUGUGUCUGGCUGGUAUUCAGCCUCUUGUCCUGCCAGCAACAGCUCUUUACUUCGUCAUUGAUUCGUGGCUCAAGAAGUACCUUCUACUUUACCGCUUUGUCACCAAGACUGAGUCCGGGGGAAUGUUCUGGCGUGUUAUUUUCAACCGUUUCAUUUUCGCAACGAUUCUUUCUAACCUGGUAGUCAUGUUGACUUGCUGGGCUCACGGCAAUUUUGGAACUCAUAUCGAAUUCUGGUGUGUGGUGCCUUUGCCUUUCAUCAUGCUCAUCUUCAAGAUCUACUGCAACCGAGCCUUCAACGACAAGAUCACAUACUACAGCAUCCAGGACGUCACCAAGUCACCAGAGAAUGGAGUUGAUCCCAAGGAGAACCGCAUGCGCAGUGAGCGAUUGGCAAACCGAUUUGGCCAUCCUGCCCUCUACCGACCUCUCAUCACACCCAUGGUCCAUGCCAAGGCGCAAAAUCUCCUUCCUGCUAUUUACAAGGGUCGCCUGACGGAUGGCAGAGAAGUGGACUCCGGUGAUAUGAUGACUGUAAGUGGCUACUCGGACAUGGUUAUGCUGGAUCCUAUGCAGGGCGGAAAGCCAGGCAAGGCCGCCAACAAUGUUCCCGGGUUCGAGUUUGUCAAUGAUACUCAGAUGGACUUCGAGUACUACAAGAAUCGAGCCGAGUUUGCAGAGAACCACGGUGGAGGUGAGAUCUAUGGUCGCCCCGGAGAGAUCGGUCGCCCUGGCACCCCAGGAUCUAUGGAUGGCAGCGACUUCUCGCGGCCCGGUACACCUGUUGGUCGUUCUGCCUCUCCUGCUGCAUUCCCUGGCGGAGCAGCCCAGCAGCAACGAUUGAUGUCUCUUGCCAGCAACGUUAGUGGUGACACAAGCUACUCGUCUUAUCGACCAGGCGCCAAUACCGGCUUCACUCAGCAGAUGACUUUAGGUCAAGAGCCUCCACCUGCUCGAGGUCGUAGCCCGUUGUAUGCCCAAAACAAUGGAAGCUCCUCCAGUCUUGGGCUCAUCCAAAACGCUGCAGCUCCAGCGUACAGCAGCAAUCUCAACACUCCAGGCCGCAUGACACCUGCACAAUCGCCCGGACCUUCGGUCGGCGCUAUGGGCGGCGGGCCUCAAGGCUACAGCGGUCUUGCGCAGCACGAAGGUGGUGAGCAAUCAUACGACUACUUCCGUGGCAGCAAUCGCCCUAGGAGAAAUCCUGGCGAAGGAUGGUAG
Molecule: messenger RNA, 3048 nt
Organism: Fusarium pseudograminearum CS3096
Lineage: Eukaryota; Fungi; Ascomycota; Sordariomycetes; Hypocreales; Nectriaceae
Exons: 3
Coding region: 1-3048 (1015 amino acids)
Cellular component (GO): plasma membrane
Molecular function (GO): calcium-activated cation channel activity
Source: RefSeq, a predicted model, not a curated record